AUGGAUCACAGAAAUAGCACCCCGCGGGCGCGCCCGUCGCUCAAGUUCGCAAACCGUAGCUACCAAGCUUCGCCUUUGAACCCCAACAAGCGACUCGGCACUCCCCAGACUGCUCCUCAUAAGGUUUUGAAUCGCGACCCCUUGCCUUCGAGCAACCUCAACACGAGCACAAUCUCUACCGCUCAUAACCUUUUCCGCUCAUCCUCCAUUGCCGCCAGUCCGGCCGCUACCUCCUUCACCCCGAGCCUGCCCGCGAGCACCAUGAAAAAGGUUUUCGCGCCUGGCGCAACACCGGCUUCGCAAAAAGUCUACCGCGAGAACAUUGCGCAGGCCACCCCUCGAGGCCUUUCUUCCAAAUCGAACUCCACCGACCUGUUCCAGAUGCGCAUUCCCUCUCCUCCUCCUGAGCUUUCGGGCGAAGCUCUCGCGCGAGACAUCCCUCCAGAGCUUGAAGCGAAGGGUACUGUAUACGCUGACCAGUACCUCGGCCAUCUCGUCCCCGCCGAAUACGAUGACCUUCAGCGACGUCAGCUCUUUUGCGUUCUGGACCUCCGCCGUCUCAAAUACGCUGCUAACGAAAUUUUCGCCAAGAAGGAUUGGAAGCUCAACAUUAUGAACUUCGCAAAGGAGUUUGAAAAGAGCCGGAGCUUGAUCAUGCUCAGAUACGGCUUGUACGAAUUCAAGAACGUUAAGCCUUCAGACGAGGUUCUGAAGAAGUGGAGGGCCGCCCAUGGUCUCCCCGAGCCCGAGGAGGAAACUGCCGAUGCCAGCCCCUCAAGGCAAACUACUCGCUCUAAGCGUAAGGCUGAAGAGCAGCUCACUCCGAAGGACACAGCCCUUUCCACCGCAUCCCCCAACAAGAACAACAAAAGACGUGCCUUCGACCGAGAGGAUGAAGAGCCUGCUGCCACACCGGCUGCUAAGAACAAGAGAAAGGCAACCGUGGCUGAUGAGUCGGACGAAAACCAGCCAUCCAAGCUUCAAAAGCCAACAUCAACUCCUUCGAGCACCAAGAGCAUGUUUGAGCGCAUCGCCAACAACCAAGGCCCCGCCUCGACUCCUAAAGCCGCACCCAAGGCUCAAGAGGCCAAGCCUAACCCGUUUGCCGCUGCAUCGCAGGCCGCCAAUGGCGGGCCGGCGAAGUCCGUGUUUGAAAGUCUCAAGCCGCCUCAAGGAGGCAACAUCUUUGGCUACCUCUCGGACAAUAGUUCUGCGAAGAACAGCGGUGUGGAGGCUGACGGCGAAAGUGAGACCGAUUCCGAGGAGGAGGCAGAGCCCAGCGUUGCCGCUAGUGGUGGCGCCGAGACGCCGUUAGCUCAACCUGCCUCUAACCUCUUUGCUGCUAAGAAGCCACUCUUCUCCAGCGGCGUUACUACCGGCCCUUCCAGCGUCUCGUCCGCCGAUGCUAGAGAGACCACACCUAAGAGCCUCUUCGACCGCGUCACCAAGGGAAAUGACGGCCAGCCUCUCCGCUCCGACUCUGCCGAGCCGGCACCUGCUGCCGUCAAUCCGUCAUCCACUUCGGACAAGGAGUCUGCACCGGCUCCCGUCAAUGCCACCUGGAACCCAAAUACACCCAUCAAGUUCAACGCCGCCGCCCCUGCCCCCGCUAGCAACAAUCUUUUUGGAGCUUCCACCAACAGUGGCUCGAGCUCCUUGUUCGGUGCUAAGCCCGCCGCACCUGCAUCCAAUCUGUUUGGCGCCCCCAAGCAGGACAAACCGGCCGAGGACCAAUCCAAGCCCGCGAAGCGCUCCGCUCCUGAUACGGAUGCUGAAUCCGACAAGGAGAACAGCUCGAAGCCCCCUGCUAAAUCUCCCUUCGCUGGAUUUUCCGCUGGAUUCCAGCCAAAGGCUUCUGAAGAGCCCAAGAAAGACGAGUCUGCGCCUAAGCCGGCUGCCCCAACCUUCGCGUUUGGUGCCUCCGCUCCUAAGACCGAUGAUGCCAAGGCUUCGACCACUCCUUCCAGCCUAUUCGGCAACCAGGACAAGCCUGCCGUUAUGCAGUCAUCGACUCUCUUCGGCGGGAACAAGCCCCAAGAAGCGUCGACGACUCCCGUCGCUGAGCCAGCCAAGCCACUUUUCGGCGCCAGCACUUCGGGAACUGCCAGUCCCUUCCAGUCCACUUCGCUCUUCGGCAACAAUGCGCCUGCGUCAGGCACCUCGAACCUUUUCGGCGCAAAGCCUGCCGAGGCUGCUGCCCCCAAGGCUCCAGAGCCCGCUCCCGCCGCCUCUGCGGCACCCAUGUUCAGCUUCGGAGGCAAUAAACCAGCGGAACCCAACCCUCUCUUUGGCGCCCAGAAGUCGGAUGCUGCCAACCCUCCCUUCGGUGGUAGUCCUAUGAAGCAGGACGGUCCCCCGGCCAAGAAGCAAUUCAACGCGCCGGCUCCCUCCACCUCCUCCUUCACUUUUGGAGCAUCCCAGAGCGCAGCCCCUUCCAACCCGUUCGGAGGCUCGUCUGCACCUCAAACCAAUGGUGGCGCCAGCGGCCCCCCGAGCUUCGGCUCUGGAGGCGGAUCGUCCUUCACCUUUAGUGCAGGUGGUGGCCAGUCGUUCAAUAACCCUUUUGCGUCCAAUGGUGAAACAUCCAGCUCUGCGCCUCCAUCAUUCAAUUUUGGCGGCGGAUCUUCUGCGCCAUCUGGCGGAUCUACAUCCUUCCAGUUUGGAGGCGGUGGUUCGUCGUCCAGUGCUCAGCCAAGCAGCUCUCCCUUCCAGUUCGGAGGCGCCCCUGCUGCUCCUGCUGCUCCUGCUGCUCCUGCUGCUUCGGCUCCCACCUUUAACUUCGGUGCAUCCAACGCCACGAGCAGCACUGCUCCCCCUGCCGGCCAAAAGCCGCUUUUUGGAGCAUCUACCCCAUCGGCCACAAGCAACAUGUUUGGCGCCAAGCCCGCGCAGCCCUCUGGUAUGUUUGGUGGUUUGCAACCUCCGGCCGGUGCUUCGACCACCGGAACCAACUCACCCUUCAACUUUGGCGGUGCCUCUAGCCUAGCAACGACACCCGCAACUGGAACCCCUGAACCUACAGCAGAGCCUGAGAAGGCGGCCGCAGCCAAUGGCGGCGAGGGCGAUGACACCGAGGGCAAGCCCCAUGAGCAGAUCAAGCUGACUGAGGGCGGCCCCGGCGAGGAAGAUGAGACCGUUGUACAUGAGGUGCGGGCCAAGGUUAUGAAAUUUGUCCCGCCUGGAACUGAGGACGACAGUGGCGAUGACCAGCCCAAAAACAAAAGCCCCUGGUCUACCAAGGGUAUCGGUCCGUUCCGUCUGCUCAAGCACAAGACCACGGGUGCCGUUCGUAUGCUUCUGCGUGCUGAACCUCGUGGCCAUGUUGUUUUGAACAGGACUGUCCUUCCGGGCAAGGACUACAAGUCUGACAAGAAGUAUGUCAAGUUGACAACUUCGAAUGAGACAGGCAGCGGCUUCGAGACCUGGAUGGUGCAGGUCAAGACGGAAGAUUUGGCCAAGGCUCUCGCUGGCGCUCUGGAGUCUAACAAGUCUGCCAACGCCAAAUGA
This is a messenger RNA of Colletotrichum truncatum, 3507 nucleotides long. RefSeq names its product RanBP1 domain-containing protein. Gene Ontology annotation, biological process: intracellular transport. Lineage: Eukaryota; Fungi; Ascomycota; Sordariomycetes; Glomerellales; Glomerellaceae. The record is from RefSeq and is a predicted model, not a curated record.